UUGAAGGGGCGUAAAGAUUAUAUCGGUCUCUAGCUUCCAUGUCUUGCUAGUGCCAUUUCUUUCCCUCUUAUGCUAAAAGCAAAGAGUCGUUGUCGAAUUUCAUUAAUUCCAACCUUGCCUAUCUUUUGGUCAUAAUUUAUUGGCUUCUCCAGCGGUCUUAUCCAUUCUACUCAUUGACUCUUUCUUGACCAUAUUUUCCUAUGUCAGUCAUCAUAAGGGGGCAUAUAAACCUCUGCCGGGCUACACACGCCUUAUCGCCAACCUUCUUCAAGCUACAACACUAUUACCAAGGAAACUGGGAUCACCAAAAUCGAACGAGGGAAGACUUGGGUCUUCGUCGGGGGCGGCUGAUCUCCCUCUAGGUUGGAACUGUGCCUCCCACGAACCGGAAGCUCAAGUGUCCAGCUCAAAAAACAGUGAAGAAACUGAUCAUGGUGUUGAUGGCACAACAAGCGGGAGAGGAGACAGCCGAGAGUCUGAUAUUGGAACUGGAACAAAACCUGAGAGCGAGGGAGGAGCCCUGCGCAUACAGCGGCAGCGGAGAACCAAGAAGCGAGACAAUCAAAGAGGGACAUAGGGAUGCAGGGCAAUCGUCCCUCUUUGAGCUCGGCCCUCUAGACCCAAUUCUGAUCGUGAAACGGCCAGCCAAUAUUCCCCCCAGCACCCCAGCACCAGCACUGGAAGUCAAAUGGCACCUUUACAUGCCGCCUUAUUCGAAGGUUAUGUUAGGAAUGCCGAAUCUCGGCACCGUACUUAUACCUACCGACCCUGAUAUCCCGAAAUCUCUAGCUUCAAAGUAUUACACGCCGGCGCUGGACUUCCUGUGCCAAGGAGUACGAGAUACAGAGUCUGUGAUGAAGCACAGUGCUUUGUAUGAUUUCUCAGACAGUUUGAUUCGUGACUCACUGAGUCACUGGAGAACAGACCACUGCCUCGAUAUCUGAUCCAGCGGGUGGUCCAAUUGCUCUAUAUCCAAUCCAAUAUUCCAUUCAGAGCUGCAUUCAAAACUGCAAUCAAAAAGAUGAUGAGGAAAUGCGAAUAUAUGAAGGAGG
This is a messenger RNA of Eremomyces bilateralis CBS 781.70, 1052 nucleotides long. RefSeq lists its product as uncharacterized. The coding region runs from base 432 to 944 and encodes 170 amino acids. The transcript is spliced from 3 exons. The record is from RefSeq and is a predicted model, not a curated record. NCBI's taxonomy places the organism in Eukaryota, Fungi, Ascomycota, Dothideomycetes, Eremomycetales, Eremomycetaceae.